CUUGGGAGGCAAAGAGUCAUACCUCCCCCCUAGGCGAUUUACCAAGAGGUACUUAGCUCGACCCAAACCCACCUUCUAGAAGCCUUGGGGGUGCUUUUCUCUCUACUCCGUAUCUAAUUAUUUUCUGUCCUUUCUUGAACCUGAACUCGUUCCUUUUUCACCUCCUCCCUCCACCUUCUCCGAGUCCCCCGUCUCAGCAACCUUAGUGUCGUCCACGAGAAACUCUACAACCAUGUGCGGCAUCUUCGCGUGUCAUCGUCACCCCGACGUUCACAAGUUCAAGCCGACAGCUCUUCGGCUAGCCAAGGCUGUCCGGCAUCGGGGUCCUGAUUGGAGUGGCAACGUCAUUGCCAACAACACAAUUCUUUGCCAUGAGCGACUCUCCAUCGUCGGUGUCGAGUCCGGCGCGCAGCCACUCACUAGUCCCGACGAGAACAUCAUCCUCGCUGUCAACGGCGAAAUUUACAACCACCGUCUGAUUCGAAAGGGCCUUAAGAAUGACUAUCACUACAAGACCACCUCGGAUUGCGAGGUCAUUAUUCCUCUCUACAUGGAAUAUGGCCUUGAUGCGCCGAAACAUCUCGACGGCAUGUUCUCCUUCGUUCUCUACGACAAGAAGCAGGACCGGACUAUCGCUGCCCGCGAUCCCAUUGGCAUUACCACUUUCUACCAGGGAUGGUCUUCCAAGGAGCCCGGCGCCGUGUAUUUCUCUUCCGAGCUCAAGUCGCUACACCCCGUCUGCGACAAGAUCCAGGCCUUCCCCCCAGGCCAUGUGUUCGACUCGGCGACGGGUGAACUUACCCGAUACUUCCAGCCUUCCUGGUGGGAUCCCGCAAAGGUUCCCAGCACACCGCUGGACCUGAAGCUCCUGCGGGAGAAACUAGAAAAGUCGGUCCGCAAGCGUCUCAUGGCCGAGGUGCCCUACGGCGUCCUUCUGUCGGGUGGCCUGGACUCGAGCUUGGUGGCCUCUAUUGCCCAGCGGGAGACGUUGCGCCUGAAGAAGGCGGCCCUGGAGGCCAACGCCGGCGCGGACCCCGUGCCCGAGAACCCGGACUCCGGCGAGGGCCUUGUCGGCAUCGACGACGACAACACGCUGUCCACCGUCACCUACCUGCCGCAGCUCAACUCCUUCUCCAUCGGCCUGCCGGGCGCCCCCGACAACAAGGCCGCCCUGGAGGUGGCCAAGUUCCUGGGCACCAAGCACCACGUCAUGACCUUCACCGUCGAGGACGGCCUCAACGCGCUCUCGGAUGUCAUCUACCACCUCGAGUCGUACGACGUCACCACGAUCCGGGCCUCGACGCCCAUGUACCUGCUGUCGCGCAAGAUCAAGGCCAUGGGCAUCAAGAUGGUGCUCAGCGGCGAGGGAAGCGACGAGACCUUCGGCGGGUAUCUCUACUUCCAUGCGGCCCCGGACAAGAAGGCCUUCCACGAGGAGACGGUGCGUCGCGUCAAGAACCUGCAUCUUUCCGAUUGUCUCCGCGCCAACAAGUCGACGUCGGCAUGGGGCUUGGAGGCCCGCGUUCCGUUCCUGGACAAGGAGUUCCUCGAGCUGGCCAUGAACAUCGACCCUCAGGAGAAAAUGAUCACAAGCGAACGCAUUGAGAAGUACAUCCUGCGCAAGGCGUUCGAUACUUCGGACGAACCCGGCGCCGAGCCUUACCUGCCGGAUAACAUCCUCUGGAGACAAAAGGAGCAGUUCUCGGACGGCGUCGGAUACGGCUGGAUCGACGCGCUCAAGGAGAACGCGGAGAUUCAUGUGACGGAUGAGAUGAUGAAGAACCCCAAGCCGGAGUGGGGGGACGACAUUCCGGAUACCAAGGAAGCGUACUGGUACCGGCUUAUGUUCGAUGAGCAUUUCCCUCCUCACUGCGCCUCGACCGUCCAGCGGUGGGUGCCGACAUGGUCGAAGCAGACCGACCCCAGUGGAAGAGCCAUCGCCAUCCACAACCAGAAGUAUAAGACGGCGGCGUAAAGGGGGGGGGACGGAACGAGCUGGCUGUAGACGCACGAGGUGAAGGGGAGAUAAAGAAAACGGGACUCGGGAGAUGGCUCCAGGGUAAAGGGGUGAUCAAUGUUUCAUGGCGAUGCUAGAACAUACUCCUAUGGCUGGAUUCGCUGGACUCCAGGAUGGGUGCCGGAUAAAGAUGAAAUGAUAUAGAAAUGCAAGCAUUGAGCAAG
Sodiomyces alkalinus F11 is the source of this 2181-nucleotide messenger RNA. Its product is annotated as asparagine synthetase. Gene Ontology annotation, cellular component: cytosol. The record is from RefSeq and is a predicted model, not a curated record. The transcript has 10 exons. Gene Ontology annotation, molecular function: asparagine synthase (glutamine-hydrolyzing) activity. Lineage: Eukaryota; Fungi; Ascomycota; Sordariomycetes; Glomerellales; Plectosphaerellaceae. The coding region runs from base 233 to 1975 and encodes 580 amino acids.